AUGACCAAAUCGUCGACUGUCCUUACCGUCGCGUCCGUGACGGCUGCAGGCCUCCUCGCGUACGCGAUAUACUUCGACUACAAGCGUCGAAAUGAUGUCGAGUUUCGCAAGAAGCUGAGAAAAGACAAGAAGCGUGCGGAAAAGUCUGCGGCAGAGUCGAGGGAGUCUCUAGCUGCCUCUGGCUCCAGCAACGAGCUGAGUCCCGAACAGCUAAGGGAGGCUUUGGAGCUAGUGAAAAACGAGCCGCCACCGCCUGGGGCGGCGGAGAAGGAGAACUAUUUCAUGUCCCAGGUGGCCAUGGGCGAGCAGCUUGCAACGAGAGGUCCCGAAUUCCACCUUCCAGCAGCUUUGGCGUUCUACCGCGCGCUGAGGGUUUAUCCUUCGCCCCUUGAGCUUAUUGCCAUUUACGACAAAACGGUUCCCCCUCCCAUAUUCAAGAUCGUUAUGGAGCUUACGAAUCUCGAUGUGAGUACAAUUCUAGUAGAUGGUGCCGUCGUCGAAGGAGGCGAACAAGAGGUGGAGUCUACCUCAUCCCGGCACUCCGCUGAGACGAGUCCUUCAAGGGCACCCUCUGAGGCCUCUUCACAAGAAUGGGAUAAGGUCACAGAUCCUGGCUCCCAGACGCCUAGCACGUUUUGA
Molecule: messenger RNA, 639 nt
Organism: Pleurotus ostreatus (oyster mushroom)
Lineage: Eukaryota; Fungi; Basidiomycota; Agaricomycetes; Agaricales; Pleurotaceae
Exons: 4
Coding region: 1-639 (212 amino acids)
Biological process (GO): protein targeting; protein import into mitochondrial matrix; tRNA import into mitochondrion
Cellular component (GO): mitochondrial outer membrane translocase complex; mitochondrial outer membrane
Molecular function (GO): transmembrane protein transporter activity
Source: RefSeq, a predicted model, not a curated record